AUCCAUUUUAUUCCCGAAACCCUAAAUCUACCUUGCGUUUUCCUCAAUCCACUCAUCAUCUCGCCUCGCCGUUUCUUCUUGAUUCUGCGGCUAAAUUUCAUCUGUUUAUUAGCUCAUGAUAUUGGAUGUUCUGAGAAGUAUUAUAAUUUCUUCCAGAGCUCGGUAAAAUGAGAGACGUCAAAGUGAAAGCUAAUUCUAAGUCAACUGAAGAAGAAGAAGAAAAUGAGAUGUCUUCGUCACUGAGCGUUAAAUCCACACCGGAGAUCGAGAAAAAGUAUGUUCAUCGAGUGUACGACGCUAUUGCUCCACAUUUCAGCUCCACAAGGUUUGCUAAGUGGCCUAAAGUCGCUGCCUUUCUCGAGUCGUUGCCUUCUGGAUCUGUGGUUCUUGAUGCAGGUUGCGGAAACGGCAAGUAUCUGGGGUUAAACCCGAGCUGUUUCUUUAUAGGAUGCGACAUAAGUAACCCACUUAUCAAAAUCUGCUCGGAUAAAGGCCAAGAGGUUCUCGUUGCAGACGCUGUCAAUCUUCCUUACAGAGAGGAGUUCGGCGAUGCAGCCAUCUCCAUUGCGGUUUUGCAUCACUUGAGCACCGAGAACAGAAGGAAGAGUGCCAUCGAGGAACUGGUUCGGGUCGUUAAGCCUGGUGGAUUCGUUCUCAUCACGGUUUGGGCGGCAGAGCAGGAAGACAAAUCUUUGCUCACUAAAUGGACACCAUUGUCUCCAAAGUAUGUUGAGGAAUGGGUCGGACCAGGUAGUCCAAUGAACAGCCCUCGUGUAAGGAACAACCCGUUCUUCGGUCUUGAGAGCAUUCCAGAGACUGACGUGAGUGCAAAGGAGCAAAAGGCUGAGACCAGCCCAUCCUUCGGUCUUGAGAGCAUUCCAGAGACCGAGGAGAGCACGAGAGAGCCAAAGGCUGAGAGCGUCCCAGAGACCCAAGAUAGCUUGGGCGAGCAAAAUGAUAAGAGCUCUGUUGAAGUGUUAUUGGAGGCUCUGAAGAUGAAUCAGCAAGAGUACUUUGUUCCAUGGCAUUUACCGUACCACCGUGCUGAAGUUAGUGGUGCAUCCGCUUCUGCACUUGCAAGUGGCCUUGCGAAGAAAGACGAUAGAAAAGGAACUGUUGUGUACAACAGAUACUACCACGUCUUCAGUGAAGGCGAACUUGAAAGGUUGGCAUCUGGAGUAGGCAAUGCAAUGAUAGUUGAUAGAUUUUACGACAAGUCCAAUUGGUGUAUUGUUCUUCAGAAAGAAGCUUUAAACCAAGAUUGAUAAUCGACUGAAACCAGACUCUGGCUUCAAACUCAGUUAUACUUUUCUUCCUCUUUCUGACAUGGGAACUCCAUUGCAGCCACCAUUGGAGGUUUUUUCAUAUGUAAUCGAAUCUUUUCUAUGGUUGUAGUUGGAUUCUGUGGCAGCUCAUUUGUUGUGCAAUUGUUGGCGUUAAGGCUUCGUAUUAUCUGUAACGAUUAGUCUACAAGAUAAACAAAAUGUCAUUUGUAUAACAACAAAAAGAAAAAAAAGGCAUGAAUGUUUUGUCAA
Molecule: messenger RNA, 1535 nt
Organism: Brassica oleracea var. oleracea
Lineage: Eukaryota; Viridiplantae; Streptophyta; Magnoliopsida; Brassicales; Brassicaceae
Product: alkylated DNA repair protein alkB homolog 8
Exons: 3
Coding region: 168-1265 (365 amino acids)
Biological process (GO): tRNA wobble uridine modification
Cellular component (GO): cytoplasm; nucleus
Molecular function (GO): tRNA binding; S-adenosylmethionine-dependent methyltransferase activity
Source: RefSeq, a predicted model, not a curated record